Molecule: messenger RNA, 4859 nt
Organism: Spirometra erinaceieuropaei
Lineage: Eukaryota; Metazoa; Platyhelminthes; Cestoda; Diphyllobothriidea; Diphyllobothriidae
Source: the annotation of a GenBank genome assembly
AUGGAGACUCCAUUUAAAGACUGUUCUCGACUAGAGAAUCUGGACACUCCAACCCCUCUGAAACACACAGACUUUUUUGCGUAUCUCGGACAUGCUGAUAGCGGUCAUUCAUCAUGUAAGCGAUUGUGCUGAGAUUAUGUUUAAUUUCUACUGACCGAAAACAUUCUCGUUGCUUCAUACGAUUGGUAUACUUUUUUCUGACACCCUUCUAGUUUCUCUUGAUUAAAAGGCAACAAAAUAUGUACAUGAAAUAUUGAGAGAAUCGCGUAUAAAAAUAUUUUGAAAUAGGUUGUAAGAAUAAGUCCUCUUAACAGAUAACGCAGUGCAUAUGGGUGGCGUAUCCUGAUACAUCGAGGGGGUACUACAUAGUUCCUAUGAGUAAGUUAGAACCAAACACCGAGUGGUAUUUAAAGGAAGUUCCAUUUUUAUGACUGAAUUGUAAUAUCUAUGUGAUUCUCAAACCGCUUCACGUUUUUCUCCCCGGAGCUCAGCCGAUUUUUUAAAUCUAUUUGUCUGCGCAGGUUAAAGCGCAGCUAUUAUCUUGAGUUCCACUUACUGGUAGGACAAUGCUUCACUGAUUACAAAGCUUCUUAAAAGAUGGUCGUAGAAUAAUAAGCCCCGGUUAAGAAGAUCAUCAAACAAUUAAUGCAGGAGGAAGACCUUCCUGAUUUUCUAUACAUACUUAAGAGAAGCAGUCUACUUUUCAUCAUUUCCAUGAUUAAAAACGUUUUAUACAACUUAACUUAUUUCAAAAAUACCAAGUCCAGAUUGCCAGUGGCUAAAACCGCAUUAUUUUGCAUAAAAUUACUAAUUGUGAGUCCGAAAAAUUCACUCUUGCAAAAUCGUUAUUGUAAGGAAGAGAACGAUACGCUAAUGGGCUAUCCAUCACCCUGUGCAUCACUCCUCACGGUUAAAAUGAAAUGUGGGAUACAAGAAAUAUUUCAAUUUAGGAAAUGUUUUGCCCCGUACGGUAAAUCCUUUCAUCUUGCUGGAGAAUGCAGAGAAUCUUAAAACGCCCCAUCGGUAACUGUGUGCAGAUGAAGCGUGAGGAGUAAACAAUAUAAACAUUUGGCAUACAUGUCGACUGUUAGGAUUUUAAAACAUAUUUAGAGAGACCCCUGGGAACCGUGGUCAGCCACGUACUUCCAAAACAGGGCAAAAUAUAACGGCAUGGUGUUCAUUACUGUACUUAUCGUUAAGAAAUUUCAAAUUUGGGCUUAAACAUUAUAAGCGUAUAGUUUCUCACUAUUAUACAGGGGCGUUUUCGCAACACGUCGAAGUAUUGUCCGCAUUUUAUAUUUUUAGAGCAAACAACUUAGACAGUAGGUAUUGACUUAUUGUGUUAUUUUAAGCUCAUCAUCAACGAUACAACGGUGGCGAUAUCUUUUUUCGACAAUAGCCUACGACAACGUUUUCAGUUCUGCAAAAGGCUUUUCUUUCGUCUCACUUGGGUAUCUAGGCCCCUUCUAGACUAAGUGUGUGGUACUUUGUUUUUUAAGAAAUUUGCGAUAAAAUUUCGAGUAUGGUCAGAAAUAAAGGCAGAUAGAUAUGAGGUACAACGAAAGUCUCAAACAUUUAUCUGUACGCGUAUCUCCGAGAAACAGGACUCUUCUAAAAAAUAAUCUGGAGUUAUGAAAGUUCACAUGGCAGUAUUCGAAAGAAUAGUUCGUGAGCAUGCGUUCACUUUUGAUAAGUUCUUACCAAUCUAGUACAUUUAUAUGGGAACGGAGUCAAAAGAAACAUGUCAGUGAUAAGGGGAAUCGGUUAAACUUCGUCCUAAGACACAAAUGUCGGGCGAAAAUAUGGGGGAUGUAGUGAAAGUCGUGUCCCUCCCAUUUUCUUUCACUCCGCUUGUGUCUUAAGUCAAACUUUAAUCGACUACUCUAAUUCCUGAAAUGUUUUACUUGAUCCGGUUCUCAUAUAAAUGAACUGGCGCGAAUUUAUCAAGAACAAACCUGUGCUCAUUAAAUAGUCUUUCAAAGUAGUUUUUCAUAUGUGUCAUUGUAGACCAACCCUUACGAAAAAAUGGCUAGACUAUUUUAAAUAUAUCUCCUACCAGAAUAUUUGACUCAAAUGUGAUUGAAAUAUAAUCUCCAGAUCAAUCAUACGCAAUUUCAUAAAAAUCAUUAGCGGUGCACCAUUUAUUAAUCUGAGUAGGCCACUGUUAUGACAUGUAUUGCCACCUGUGCAUCAUUAUUGCCUCAAUGAUUCUGGGUACCUAAAUUAAGUCCGUCAUCGUUUAAGAAAUGCUUACACAGAAGAUUUUUAUACUCAUUUCGCAGGAAGAUGCAUCCUGUUCAGAUUUCCAACUUAAAUGUUGAGACGUUUUGCCUUCGAAAAUCUACUAAUCCUUGUAGAUACUUAAGCCCAAUAUGGUGAAGGACCCAACUGUAUUUGCAACGUUCUGUUCUUUAAAGCAAAAUAAGAUAACUCCUGGAAUAUCUUCUUCCGUCUAUGAAAUGCUUGGAGAUUAUAGAUCGGAACAUUAAUGUAUGCGCAUACUCUGAGCCACAAGGUUUUAGCACAGUCUGCAGCAUUUUCCCAAUUGCAAGCUUCUUAUGUCAAACAACAGCUUUUAUUUAGCUACUUAACUUUAAACAACUGGACUACAAAUCGAUUUUAAGAGGAAUUUUUAUGCACCCUGUCGAAGGAGUAUUAUUAUCUUUGAGCGUACAUCAAAAUUCAACGAGCCGACAGCACAUUAUUGAAACUGGUUUUUCUCGAAUGCAAUUUGUGCGGUUGGACGGAAGUAUUUCAAACCAAAGAUCUUGUCUGCAUUCGUUUGAGGUUAUGCGCCAUGCUAAUCAGUACGGAAGCCGCCGUUAAAAAUUUCUUUCUAUUCUCAGGACUAUUGAAAUUUUUGCUCAAUUCAUUUUCAGUUUUAUCGGAUUGAAUGCGUCUUAGGGUAAUUUUGUCAGAACGAAAAUAAUUAAUACUAUAUGAGAAACAUUUUCUUUUCCAAAGUAAAAUUAAAUAGGUCUUUUGCGGAAGAUAUAGCUACAAAUGUCAGGGGAGACAUUUAAAUAUUUACUCAAUUUAUUUGCUUUCUGCUACCGGAUAAUAACUUGCUACUUACUCUACCAUAUGCUCUCCCUUCUGAAAGUCUGUUUUACAGCAAGCACAAGGACUAACUUAUCUCUUAAAGUAUCAGGAAAUCCUCACUGAACCGCCCUCACUGGUGUGUGCACCACCAAAUCCAUUGCCUUUGACCUGAGCAUGUCUUUUGGGUAUAGUUAUAGGAGUUUUGACGGAUAGUAGACUUCAGAGAUCUACUUAGGAUAAAAACUAAAUUAAGUUAUGCGUAGUGCUAACUUCUGACUCUGAAGAUUGCUUAAGCGAUCUUGACAACACACUAGCGUAAACCCGUGAGGUCAACAACUUUUCAGGCUUAUCAUAAGUUAAGGAUAGUGAAUGGGCAUUUAAUUGGAAUUUAUAUAUAUAUAUAUAUAUAAAUGGGGUGUGGUGGUAUGUCUAGAUGCGGGUCUGGUCAUGCUAACCAGCUUCGCCACUCCCGCCUCCGGUCCUCCUAACUAUGUCCGGCCCAGGUGGGAAGGAUAGAGUGCGGUAGAUGCUGGGCAAGUCUACUACCACUAUAAAGGUUCGAACUGACAUAUACGUGAAUGUAAACUUCAGUGUAUACUUGAUGUCUGUGUGCUUACGCAUAACGCGCACAGGAAACUAUAUGGUACAUCAUGAACCUGUUUUUUAUUUCAGCUACAUCCGCAGCCACGACACCCAUUCAGCAGCGGUCGCAGCAAGCGGAUCUUCUUGUAUCUAACAUAAAGACAGAAGAAUCAGUCUGCCAAGAACCCAGACCCCUUCUGAUUUAUGAUCAGUCAACCGCCGGAAGUGAGGCUAGACCUUUUACUCUGUCUACCCAAUAUCAAAUGCCGACGUACUAUGCGCACGCGCCACAAGAUGCAUGUUGCAGUCUGCGACCAAGCCAGUCUUAUCCACGACAGGUAAUUGGUGAGGGCAUAGCCCACUACGAGCUCUCUGUCCCCAUGCAGAUCGAGUCGGGCUCCAGCUUUACGCCUAGUGCAGCUCCGCCCGUUCCCUCGGGUUCCAGCGCCGUCUACACGCACCUCCAGCCAGUCCGCCUGACCGUCAGCGUGGAACCUUGUGCGCUGGAGCAUGGCAGCGGCACUCUCUUCGAAGCAACAAAUAAUCCCCGGCGCUACAGCAUGCCGCAAGCCCUCUCCAUGUAUGAGGAACCGCAGUCAUUACGGCACCCCUCACCCAUACAGCCCGCACCAGCACAGUUCAGUGGAUGUAGUACGCCUCUAUUCAGCUCACCCGUGAAGCCGGACCAGGCUGCAAGUAGGGAAAGCAGACCUGUGGACACAUUUGUCGAUCCUACCUCCGUUAGUGGCGCUUGUGGCCCGUCCAGUAGCAGGACUAGAAUAGAGCCCGCAACCUUGAAAGAAAAGCAAUUUCUCUGCAAUAUCGGGUCUUGUGAAAAGCGCUUUGCCCGUGUGGAUGAGUUAAAACGACACCAGAGAACACACAGUGACUAUCGUCCCUACUGCUGUGACACUUGCAACAAAGCUUUCACUCGAAGUGACCACUUGAUCACGCACAGACGUACGCAUACGGGAGAGAAACCCUAUCAGUGUCCACACUGUGACCGACGCUUUGCCCGUUCUGACGAACGUUCUAGGCAUAUAAAGACACACACGAACCCUAGGUUCCAGCAGGGUCGGGGAAGACGGCUUGGUGGAGUGAGUGGAGCCUCCAGGCAAAGGCAGCCCCCAAAUCCCCAGCAGCAGCAACAACACCAGCAGCAGCAGCAAACACCGAAAGGGGAUCCAACAGAUGAAGGAGGCUGUGGAUCCAGCACCCCUUACUCUCACAGUUGA